UAAAAAUAAAUUUUUCAUGUCAAUAAACACUAUAAUUACAUUAACAAUAAUUAUUAAGUAUUUGAUUUGAAAAUUAAAACUACAAUAAUAAAUAAAAAUGAAUGAUUAUAAAGCUUCAGUUGAUAAAUUGUUACAAGAAGAUGAAGAAGAAUUAUUGGCAUUUAUUGACAAAGAAAGUAUUUGUACGACAUGUAAAUUAGAAGUUGAUAAUCAUAAUUCUGAAAAUUUUAUAGUGAAAAAAGAAAAUUCAGUUCAUUUUGAAGACAACAUUUAUUCACAAUCAUUAGAUAAUUUUGAAAAUUGUCAAGAACUCAUGAGAGCUACACACUCAUUUUCAAGAAUAAGUUUCGAAAAUCUUGAUUUAGAAUUAUCUGAUAUAAAUAAUGAACAACAUCAGUUCAGUCAUCAAACUCAUCAAAUUAAUAAAAAUAAUAUUAAUAAUAAUAAUGAUAAAGUUAAUGAAGACAAUUCUAUUUUCAAUGAUACUCCUAGCUUUGUGUGUACAGGCGUUGAUAAAGCACUAAAACAAUUAGAACAAGACCAAGAACAUCAUAAUGAAGUACAAAAUAUGCCUGAAACUUUACAAAAAAAAAUCAUAUCACAUAAAGCCGGAAACGUGAAUGGUAACAAAAAAACUUUACAUGACAAAGAAACGCAAACAGAUUUAACAGAAAAACGAAACGAAACUGAUAAUCUUUGGUUUGAUAACGAAUUCCCAUCCGAAAAAGAGUUAGAGAAAAUUGAUCAUUUUAUUACUGAGGUUACAAAUGGAAAUGUAGGUAAUAAUAAUAAAAGAAAAUAUAAUAAUGAAGAUAGUAUUGAUAGCAACAAUAAAAGAAUAAAGAGUAAAACAAGAGAAUUUGAUAAAACUGUUAACGAUUCCAUGGUUUCAGUUGUUUUAAAUCGACAAAAUAAAUUAUUUGAUCUGUCCAAUGAUUUAUAUCAAUAUAGUGAAUAUUUAAAUCAAAUGAGAACGGCUUUAUCUAAAAAAGAAUCAUCUACCAACAUUAAUAUUCCAACUCCUCCAGUAUUAGUGGGUUAUGACAAUCAAUUUGAUUUUAAAACUGAAAAACGAUUUGUUAAACUUCCAAUUAGAAUUGAAAGUUAUGGCAAAAAUAAUAGCAGUACUAGCAAUAAAUUAAACUCUCAUAACAUUAAAUCUAAAAUUUAUCCACAAAAAACAGAAAUUUCAAAUCGAGGAACGACGAAAAACAAUCCGAUAUCACAUUCAAGAAAUAUAAAUAAUUCAGCUAAAAAUAAUUAUAGUAAAAUAAAUGAUCAAGUAAAUUCUACAAAAAAAAAUCAACGACAAUCUACAAUUAAAGAAGCUUUUGCAAUUCAUAAAGAUAAUCAUAAGAAACCAUUAAAUGAUUAUAAAAAUAUUAAUAAUAUCGCUAAUAAUACAAAAAUUAAUAUUAAUAAAAAUAUUAACGGUCUAGAAAAAAAUCAAAAUGAUAAAAUUAAUAAUGAUAACUUAAGUGAUUCAGCAUCAAUGUAUCAAUUUAAUCCACUUGGUCGUAAUAUUAACGUUAAAAAAUAACUAUAAUAAUUAUAUUAAUUAAUUUAAUAUUAGUAUAAAAACUUCUGUAUACUUUUUUAAAUUUAUAUACUUUAUUAUUAUUAUUUUCAUCAUUGCUUUGAAAAUUUUAAUAAUUAUUUUAAUCAGAAUGUUUUUUUAGUGUGUUUUUAAAUUUUUCCACAUAAUUGUAUAACAGUUUUGUUCUUUUUUAUUGUCUGCUGGUAACCAAAAAUAGAGAACCAACAAUAACACACGUGCGUAUUUUAAGUUGUUUAUCAGCUGUUUUUACGUAUAAAGUAUCAUUUAAUAAUUUACAUUUUUCGUUUAAUUUUAUAACAGUGAUUUAUAAAGUUGUAUAUUAGUCAUAAGAAAUACAAAAAAUUAAUAUAAUUAUUGAAAUGAAUAAUAAAAAUACAAAUUUAAUGCGCACCCCAUUAAGAAAUAGUUAUCUAGCAAAUAAACCAUUUUGUUCGCCAAUAAGAAAUGAUACGACGCCAGUUAAAAGUAAUUUGAAGAGGCUUUAUCCAGUAUCACCAUCUCCUGAUUCAAAAAUUUCAACGCUACCACAAGAUAUUAUAAAACGUCGUAAAAUUGAAUUAGACAAAUCAGAAAAUAUUUAUUGUCCAACAUUUAAUAUACAAGAUUCAGAACCAACUCAAAGUGAUUUAUUAGCACUUAAAAAUAGAAUCAGAAGUAAAAAACUAGAAAUUGAGGUUACGAAAACUAAGCUUGCUUAUCGAAAAAAGAUGCAUUUUUUAGAACAAAAAAGAAGAUGUCCACGUCGAUAUUGUAAGAUGGAGAGAAGCUUGUCAAAAAGCGCUUAUUCAAUAUCAAAAAGAUUGUUCAGAAAAGCUUGAUAAUGGAAAAACUUUAGAAAUGAAUGAAAUAUUGAAAAUGCUCGGCAUUCCUGAACAUAUAGUUGAUUUUCCUAAAGAAGAUUAUUAAUAUUUAAUU
Molecule: messenger RNA, 2473 nt
Organism: Microplitis mediator
Lineage: Eukaryota; Metazoa; Arthropoda; Insecta; Hymenoptera; Braconidae
Product: probable serine/threonine-protein kinase clkA
Exons: 6
Coding region: 98-1540 (480 amino acids)
Source: RefSeq, a predicted model, not a curated record